AUGCUGCCAACUAUUCUGGGGAUAUUUUUGUUCAGCAAUAUAUUUCCUACCGUUUUUGGGCUGACGACAACGCCGGGCUCGCCCUGCGAGAGUCGCUGCAGUAAAUGGGGCUCCACCUCCAGUACUAACGCCUCCGAGAUCGUAUGUCUAGACACUGCGUACAACACCACCUCCAAAGGCCAGGCUUUUGCAGACUGCGUCACUUGCCUAUUGGAUAGCACUUUCUAUGAUUCCGGUACUGGCUCGGCUGACGUUAAAUGGGGUCUCUACAAUCUUCGCUUUGCGUUUUCAACCUGUGUUUAUGGAUUCCCAACACAGGUUUCCAACGUCUCCUCUCCGUGUCCAGUUGGAUGUGCAGGUGUUCAGGAUGCGGUGGAAUUCGAUGUAGGAAGCCCCAGUGUGUCCAACCUGGACUCCUGGUGCGAUCAAUCAAGCUUUGCAGACAACGUUGUCAACACCUGCGAAGCAUGCUACAACGGAACCACCUAUCCACAGCAGCAGCUUUAUCUUGCCAACUUCCUUGAAUCAAUUCGAUACAAUUGCCACUUCCCAGCCGUCAGCGGAUCAAAAUUUGAUGUCUCUCCAACGAGAAUCUUCUAUGAGAGUCUCCUUCCCUCAAGCCUUUCCCUCACCACCCCAACAUCCUCACACUCAGGUGUAAACCUAGGCCUGGUAAUCGCAGUCCCGGUGAUAGGAUUCAUCAUCAUCCUGAUCGCCCUAGGAACCUGCUGCUUCUUUUUCAUCCGAUGGCGUCGCAGACGCCACCGUAAACAACGUUACCAAAGCCACCAGUAUCCUAUCUGUAUGGACCCAUCCCAGGCUGCGCAACAUGGGUGGGAUAAUCAGGAGCAGAUGUAUGCCCAGAUGCAUGCGGCUGCAGCAGCUGGAUUUGUAUUUGUGGAUAGCGAUGGUCAUCCACAGGACCCUGGGUAUGGACAUGAGUUACUCAAGAUUCCUGUUCAGCAGGAUAUCACAGAGACUGCUCCUGCUCAACUUCAAGCCCAGGAUAUGCAUGGCUUCCAGCCUGAUCAGAAGCAUGCCUUAUAA
This is a messenger RNA of Penicillium taxi, 1047 nucleotides long. RefSeq lists its product as uncharacterized. Lineage: Eukaryota; Fungi; Ascomycota; Eurotiomycetes; Eurotiales; Aspergillaceae. The record is from RefSeq and is a predicted model, not a curated record. The coding region runs from base 1 to 1047 and encodes 348 amino acids. The transcript is spliced from 3 exons.